Hydractinia symbiolongicarpus is the source of this 1093-nucleotide messenger RNA. RefSeq names its product hatching enzyme 1.2-like. Gene Ontology annotation, biological process: proteolysis. The coding region runs from base 56 to 1045 and encodes 329 amino acids. Gene Ontology annotation, molecular function: zinc ion binding; metalloendopeptidase activity. Lineage: Eukaryota; Metazoa; Cnidaria; Hydrozoa; Anthoathecata; Hydractiniidae. The record is from RefSeq and is a predicted model, not a curated record. The transcript is spliced from 8 exons.
UAAAAAAAGUUCCCUCGACACAUUUUACUGUGGAAGGAAAAACCUGCUUUGAAAUAUGUGUCGAUCGGUAGUUUUUCUAUGCACAUUGGUGUGUGCCAAAUUGUCUCAGGCGAUCUGGAUCAAAGAAAUGGAAAACGUUGACGCAUUUGAAGGAGAUAUGAUAUUGAAUCCACAACAAAGAAAAGCAAUUCAAAAUGGCAACUAUGGCUUCGCAACCACCAAUUCAAAAGAAUUUCAACAUUGGCCACAGGGAACACCAAUAGCUUACGAGAUCACCUCAUCUAUAGGUGCUGCAGGAGUAACGGCUAUAAAAGAAGCGAUUGCUGAGUACGAGAAGCACACCUGUCUUCGGUUUAGAACACGAACUUCAGAAAGAGCUUACCUUAGUUUUUAUCGGGGAAAUGGAUGCUCAUCUCCUGUUGGUUAUCGCGGUUUUAAGAACAGUAUUUCUCUUGCAUCAGGCUGUUGGAAGAAGGGUGUAGCCAUGCAUGAAAUUGCUCAUAGUUUAGGUAUUAUGCAUGAACAAAGCAGACCCGAUCGAGAUAAUUACGUCAAAAUCAACUGGCACAAUAUUCUACCAGAAAUGAAAGGAAAUUUUGCUAAAGAAGCACCCAAAAAUAUUGAUUCUCUGGGUACAGCAUACGAUCUUUGCAGCAUGAUGCAUUAUGGGAAGGAUGCAUUUGGUGCAGGUAGAAUAACUAUUCAAGUUUUAGACAAGUCAAAGGAGGACUGGAUCGGACAAAGAGAUGGAUUCAGUGAAAUAGAUAUACGACAAAUUAACAUGAUGUAUAAAUGCAAAAAUACACCAGUUUGUGACAACAAAGACAAAAAUUGCGUCAGUUGGGCAAGUCAAGGAUAUUGUACAGAUAAAAAAGAAAAACAAUGGAUGGCAGAUAAUUGUUGCAAAGCUUGCGAAGGUAAGAACAGCUCAUGCGGUUGCCGAAACGAAAAUCCUAGAUGCGACGCUUGGGAGAAGAUGGGAGAGUGUUGGCGUAACAAGCAGUACAUGCACAAAUAUUGUAAAAAAUCUUGCAAACUGUGUUGAGAUAAAAGAUAAAAUAAAGUUCUUUCGCGUGUGGUCGCGACCUUUCAA